Tauraco erythrolophus (red-crested turaco) is the source of this 1063-nucleotide messenger RNA. NCBI's taxonomy places the organism in Eukaryota, Metazoa, Chordata, Aves, Musophagiformes, Musophagidae. The record is from RefSeq and is a predicted model, not a curated record.
AGGAAGACUGUGCAGAAAGGAAAACUCAUGGAUCUCACAAGCACAGUCAUCAUCCCACUGCUUUUUGGCAGCUUGGGGAUUUUCGCCCUUUUUCGGCUACUGCAGUGGAUGCGGAUGCGAGCCUACCUCCAGGAAGCGGUGGUCGUGAUCACAGGGGCUACUUCUGGCCUGGGAAAAGAAUGUGCCAAAGCCUUCCAUGCAGCUGGCUCCAAGCUGGUGCUCUGUGGCAGAGACACUGAGAAACUCAAAGACCUGGUACAGGAGCUUUCUACUGUGACCAACCACCGGAAAAAUACGCACAAGCCUCACACUGUGGUAUUCGACCUCUCAGACACUAAAACUGUCCUAAAUGCUGCUGAAGAGAUCCUGAAGUACUUGGGUCACGUGGACAUACUCAUCAACAACGCAGGCAUUAGCUUCCGAGGAACGAUUGUGGACACAGGACUGGACGUGGACAAGAAAGUGAUGGAAACAAAUUAUUUCGGUCCUAUAGCCCUCACCAAAGCACUUCUGCCCUCCAUGAUCAAGAGGAGACAAGGCCACAUUGUGGCCAUCAGCAGUAUCCAAGGCAAAAUAAGCAUUCCUUUCAGAUCUGCAUAUGCUGCCUCUAAGCAUGCUACCCAGGCCUUCUUCGACUGUCUACGAGCAGAGGUGGAGCAGUAUAACAUCGAUGUGACAGUUGUAAGCCCUGGAUACAUUCAGACAAACCUCUCUCUCAAUGCUAUAACAGCAGAUGGAUCUCGCUAUGGAGUUAUGGACAAGAACACCGCCGAAGGACAGACAGCCGCAGAGGUCGCUCAGGUGGUUCUCAGCGCAGUGGGACAGAAGAAGAAGGAAGUACUGGUAGCUGGCCUGACGCCCUCCCUGGCCGUCUACCUGCGAAACCUCUUCCCCAGGCUCUUCUUCACCUUAAUGGCAACUCGAGCGAAAAAGGAGAGAAAAGCAAAGGACUCUUAGAGCUCAGCUCAUUCCAGCAGUGACUGCAGGGAGAGCUAACCCCCUGCAGUUUGGCUGGGACAUCGUGGAGACGCUCCUGCAGGAAAAACCUUUCUCAAGAUGCUGC